AUGCAGCAGAGCGAUGAGAGCCGGGAGAAGCGCAGGGUGCAGGUGGGAACAGAGGUGGCUCUCGGUGCUCCUUUCUGGCUCCUCGGUGGUCCUUUCUAUCCCUUCGAGAGUCCUUUCUGGCUCUCGGUGGUCCUUUCUGACUCACGUCUCCUCGGUGGUCCUUUCUGGCUCCUCGAGAUCCUUUCUGGCUCGCGGUGGUCCUUUCAGUCUCCUCGGUGGUCCUUCCUGGCUCCCGGGGAGCUGCAGCCGGGCGAUGGGAGCCGGGAGAAGCGCAGCUGCGGAGCUGCGGGCUCAGGGAGCCAGCGCCUUAUGCAAAUCUGGGCUUCCGAGGGUGGCUUUGUGCCGCUGGCUCGGUGUCACGCUGUCAGCGGGCUCGUCCCGCAGCUCCAGCAUUCUGGGGCAGGUGCUGCCCGGCUUGCCUUGCCGGCUCCCCGUCGGAACAGCCGCUUUGGGAUGGAAUCGGGGCGAGGCGCUGCCUCCCCCGUGAGGGGAGCGCCCUUGCAGAGGAACCAGCUGCGGGUUUUACCGGUUUUUUAUUUAAACAUUCUCCCCAGCGUCGCUCGGCAAACACCUCGUGCUUUUCGUGAGGCAGCCAUGGCCAGCAGCUCGCAAAAAGCAGAUAAGAACAGAAAUAAAAGCAAAAAUAUGGAGAAUGAAGCUUCAGAAAAUCCUCCGUUGUCUGAGAAAACAGAUUCGGCUCCUUCUGAGGACUCGCAGUCCCUUUUCAAGACUGAACCACUGGAAAAGGUUUUAAAUGAGAUCAGCAAAGAAAUUAAUAACUUGUUAUCAAAAUAUGCUGACACUAUAAGUGCAAGAAUAGCUUUGGAUUCUUCUUAUGUCCAGGAACUUGAUGAGAUCCUAAAAGAAGCCAGGGCCAUAGAGAAGCACCUAAAGCAGAAAAGGGAGAAGCUGAAAGAGAGCUUCGCUGUCAUUGCCAAUAGUCUGCAAAGCUGAAUGGAGUUUGUUCUGGAAAUGCAGAGCCAAAGUUGUGUUUGUGUAGGAAAACAAACCGUGGUGAGUGUUGUGAUGGCUGUUUCUUGUAUAAAUAUUUCUGUCAGUUCAGGAAAUUUCCAACAAGUUAAGCGGCUACUUAGUGUUUACAUAGGUAGUGAAGUGGUAGUUAAUAACAACAAUUCUGAAUAUCUGUUUUAAAUCCUGUGACUCAAGGGAUUAAGACAUUAAGCCAUGUUAACCUGUUAAACAUCGCAAAAAACUAUUUCUAUGAAAUAUAGAAAUUUGUGAUGUAAGUGGGAAAUUACCUCAGAUUACUUCAUGUUAACCACUUUCUGGCUAUGAGUUGGUUUGUUUUUUUCCUUUCUACUUUAAUUUUUUUCCUUUUUUUGCUAAAAUCUUAGUAGAAUGUACUUGCAAUGUUAUUUCCAUUUGGCCUCAGAAUGUCAAGAGGCUGAAAAGAUCAGCUUAGAAAUAAGAGAUUCUAUAAAGAACUUUGAGAAAGUAAGAAGUCUUGAUUUGAAAUGCAUUGUAAUACUGGCAAUAUGUGUUACAUUUCAAGGCCACGUUGAUAUAAAACAUAACCAAAGCUUUGCUGUUGGUGUCAGUAAGUAAAUAAAUAAUGUUAACAUGAUCUGGAAUGACAGUGUUAUUUUGUUUGGCUCCAUGAGUGUUGUUUGUUGUUAUUCAUUUUUUUCUGAGAACACUCAGCCCUUUUUCUUUCUUGUCAUUUUACUCUGUUUAAAAAAAAAAAAAAAAGAAAAAAAAAAGAUGAAACGUGGAAUGCACAAAGGAUCACUUGUACAAAGCGUGGGGCUUAUGUAAUAAAGAGAAGUGCUGGAACAAGAUAUAUUUCCACCUCUAGCCCCGUAGUGUGCAGUGAUUUCCUCUUGAAAUCCUCUCAGACCUAAUCCACCCUCCUUUCCCCCUUCCCUGAGCUCAAAGCCCAAUGUGCUACGUGUCACGGCGACACGAUCUAAAGCGAAGAACGAGAGGAACUGGACAUGUAGGGUGAGAUUUAGAUCCCUGAAGAUGCAGAUAUGUCCUUAGCAGGAUUUUCAAAGUGCCUAAGCGUGGUGUAAGCGCCUUACCCGCUUAGGAAUUUUGGAAAAUCCCAUAAGGUGCCUAUCUGCAUCUUUAGCAUCGAAAGGCUUUCCAGAGUCUCACCACUGCUCUGCCAUCACAUUUAGCAGUCUCCUGGUUUUUCCCCUGCUGCUCUCUGUUUAUACAGAGAAAUGUGGGAAAAAGAGGAGAUUGAGGAAGUGCCAUUUUCUAAAAUCUUCUGCCGGCUGUUUCUAAAAUCCUGGCUCAUCUGUGGUGAUGACACAACCCGGAGUUUCACAAUGAUGUCUGCCAAGGCCCGAGCUCAGACAUUUACCCACGGUUAUUAGUGAAUAACAAAGCAAAGUUGCACAAAUCAAUUCCUGAGGAGCACCUGCCUGUUACUGCAUCUCUUUGUGCUCGGGGAAACCGUGCAGCCUCUUCAGAGCAUCUGGGCUUGGAUUAUCGCCAUUUAUUUAUGUGGCCAACACAUCCAACUAUUAUUAAGUGUCAGAACUUAGAUUUUGGGAUGCAAUAAUGUGAUAAGGUUUUUCCCAUGGGGAAUCAACUGCUCCUGUUGCAGCAGUUUGCUCUACUUAAAAACUUCAUCAAACCCAACAAAAAUGAGUAAAACUCCACUUUUAAAACAGUGAAGGACUGUUUGGUGCAGUUCAAUCCCAGAUAUAUUUGGUUUUUUACAGUGAUUUCUUACAGAGUUGGUUGGCAUUCCAAUUAAUAACCUUUAAUCGAGUGGAAUGUCUGGGAUAAUGAGAGGAAUUUAGAAUUUGAGGAGUAAAGUCAGUGAGUAUGGCCACAGUAACCCAGGUGAGCUUAUGAACAGUGUUAUAAUUAUUCUUUUUUAAAAUUUAUAAUUAUUAAUUUUUUAAAAUUACUGAGAGCAAUGAAGCUUCUGGUUUUGCUGUGUGGA
Messenger RNA from Motacilla alba alba, 2920 nucleotides. It is a transcript of the gene TEX12, whose product is annotated as testis expressed 12. The coding region runs from base 1 to 954 and encodes 317 amino acids. The record is from RefSeq and is a predicted model, not a curated record. NCBI's taxonomy places the organism in Eukaryota, Metazoa, Chordata, Aves, Passeriformes, Motacillidae. The transcript is spliced from 7 exons.